This is a messenger RNA of Fundulus heteroclitus (mummichog), 5303 nucleotides long. RefSeq names its product cell adhesion molecule 4 (gene cadm4). Gene Ontology annotation, cellular component: cell-cell contact zone. The transcript has 9 exons. Bases 2141 to 3457 code for a protein of 438 amino acids. Lineage: Eukaryota; Metazoa; Chordata; Actinopteri; Cyprinodontiformes; Fundulidae. The record is from RefSeq and is a predicted model, not a curated record. Gene Ontology annotation, molecular function: vascular endothelial growth factor receptor 2 binding. Gene Ontology annotation, biological process: regulation of Rac protein signal transduction; regulation of wound healing; negative regulation of peptidyl-tyrosine phosphorylation.
UGAUCGGUGGCGUUCGCUCUUCGGGAUUUUAACAGGCUUUGUAGAUUAAGGGGAAUGACGAGAAACAAAACAAGGACGCACUUUUGGGAACUAACAAGCUGCUGCGAGAAGGCGGAUUGAAGGAGCGGGAGUGAGGAAGGACGCAAGGACAGAUAAACUUAAGACAAAUUGAGGGAUCAGUCUGAGCACGUGAAUGCAUUUAGCCUCCAUCUGCGCCGCGCCAGCCCAACGACUGGCCGCACACAAGCUGCUUGUUGCAAACCAACUCGGAGUAAUUUCCUCCGCGACGGCCUGUUGACCGACGAAGUAAGCACUGUGGAGAAGACUUCUGAUGAGCCAGUUUCGGCUUUGCCCGAAGCGUCAAGGCCAUCGCCGUCAGACCUCAUCGUGUUUACAGCGGGACACUAAAAGAGAUCGAGGCGUGUGCGUGUAGAGAUAUUAAAAUGACACCCGCACUUUAUUCCACCAGAUAGUGCUCAGUGAGGUGUGUGGUGCUGCCCGUCACGCUUUGUUUUUUUUUCUCUUGCACACCGACACUCACACACACACAUAACAGACCUGCACGCCUCCGUAGACCAGCAGCACAUCAGGUUCUGAUAAUCAGCUGUGCUCUGCCUCGACCUUAAACGCAGCAGGUUUCAGAUCAGCGCCUGUGAGUAAGUGUGUGUCUGGAUUCCAGCAAGGGGCUCUGACUGCCAGCCAGCGAAGCGGGCUGGAUAGGAAGUGUUAGGUCGAUGCUACAUGAUCAUGGAGUGUGAUAACCUGUGAUUAUUCGGAGGAGUCUAAAUUACCAUGAAAAAUCACUCUCCGGUUAUGCUGCAGUGUGUACAGGAUAGUGUAUCGACAAGAUCCCAGCAUUCAAGCAAGUAGUGUCAUACACCUCUUGGAUGAAAUGGCAAACAGAGGUGUAUAAUAUCUGAAACUGAAGCAGUUUGCUGAACCCUUUGCCCGUUCACGCAGGGCGAGCACUUUCACUCCCAAUCUUUACAGAGCUGCACUCCACUUGAGAGAUUUUAUUUAACUUUAGAUAUCUCCAGAUGAGUUGUACUGAGAUAGAUUGUCAGUCUCCAGAGCUCUGGUUGGCUGUGGGUCUGUAGCUUAGAGGAACAUUGACUUCUGAUAACGGGUGAGAAGUAGUAGUGGGUGAGAAGUACAUAAAACUCCUUUGUGAUUCAUCAUGAUGCAGCAUGUUUGAGUAUUUGUUUGAGGAUUCAGCAAUGUAGCAUAUUGUUAGCACCGUCAGAGAUAAAUUGGACUUGCUUUGGCAGACAGUUUAUUGGGCUGAAUCUAACGGAUAUACAUUGUUAUUGAUGUUUUGUGUUCCACAGAGUAGUGUGGUUUGACCUAUAAGACACACAGAGCGUUUGCUGGUGCGGUUAAGGGCUCGGCUGAUCGUUACGGCUGCUUUUCCUCAGGAUAUCUGUCGCUCUAAGUGUGACACUGCGGUGCACACGGUUGUUAAAAAGAUAAUUAAGGUUUCACUCAUUUUGUUAAAUGCAUGUGAAACGGUUUGGAAAAAGAGCAGCUCUGGUCCCCACUGUUGUUUGAAGAUCUAGCGAACAGAGGAGCUUGUUGCGGUUCCUGGAAUGCUUUUUCACAUUGGAAAUUUGCCAUUUAAGGAUUUCCAACACUCUGCAUGAUUACUUCUUUUAGACUACCACAAGUUGCUGCAGUCUGCGGAGAAACUGCUACUUUAAACUAAUCUCUUGGUGGCCUAUGAUAUAGAAUUUAAGACACUAACUCUGUGGUUACCCAGAGCUGUAAGAAACUGCUGUACACUCCACGUAAGCCCAGGCUGCAAGUUUGUCCUGUGUGUCCUUGCUACAAAAACAAGUUUCAUAGCUUGUGCUGUUUUAGAGGGUUCUUUCUUUAAGAGUUCAUUUUUUUUCCAAGUGUCGUUCCCAAACAGCUUGUGUCUAACAGCACUGACGUAAAAGCUGAGCUGCCUCGCACGUGCGUGCAGCGUCGCAGUGGAGGACACAUCUGAGUGCGUUAGUGCGUGAGAGAGUGUGUAUUAGGACUGGUUACUCUGUAGCGGUUCAGGCAGGGUUACAGAAGAGCCAUUGAUCAAAUCUGCACAGCCACUCACACUUUCAGGCUCAGACAUACACACAACACACAUCUUGAACCUCAAUACACAAUGAGGCCUAUCCGAAGCCCUGGCCUCUGCCGCCUCCUCCCUGGAUCUUUCUCGCUGACUCUGCAAAGCCUGAUCCUGGUCUUGCUCUUCAUCACUCCCCGUUGUCAAGCCGUGCAAGCAGAGAAUGUGACAGUCCUGGAGGGAGGCACUGCCCAGAUCUCCUGCCGCCUGCAGAACUACGACGGCUCAAUCGUGGUCAUCCAGAAUCCCCGCCGGCAGACCCUCUUCUUCAACGGCACGCGAGCUCUGAAGGACGACCGUUUCCAGAUGGUGCUCUUCACGCCGCAGCUGGUGCGCAUCACCCUGACCAACGUCAGCGUGUCCGACGAGGGAGGCUACUUCUGCCAGCUGUACACGGAUUCCACGCACCACCAGGUGGCGACGCUCUCCGUUUCCGUCCCCCCGGAGACCCCCACGGUGGAGGUGAAGGAGGAGGCCGUGGAGGGCGGCGACACCAAGCUCACCUGCGUGUCGCCGCGCAGCAAGCCGGCUGCCACCCUGCGCUGGAUGCGCAACGGCCGCGAGAUACCAGGUACUGUGUCGCAGCAGGACAAUGGCAAGACAUUCAGCGUGUACAACACCAUCACCAUCCCGGUGGAGAGGAAAGACAACGGGGCGGCACUGAACUGCGAGGCUCAGCACCCCGCGUUGAAUGGCCAGAAGAGGGUUCGGCAUCAUCGGCUGGAUGUAUAUUUUGCUCCCACCGUGCGAAUUGUUCCUCCCACAGGGAUUUUGCGUGAGGGAGACUCACUCAGCCUCACCUGCUCUAUCACUGGGAAUCCUUUGCCAAGAAACAUUCAGUGGUCCAAGAUAAAUGAUACCUUACCUGAGCGAGCAGAGGUAUCUGGAUCCACUCUUCAGAUUUCCCGUCUCAGCCAAUCACACAACGGGACAUACCUGUGCCAAGCCCAGAACAACUUUGGUCGUGCCGCUGACCAUUACACCCUGUUGGUGUAUGAGAAUGUGUCAACCACUACCACGGUCCCUACCACUCCUCCCACUCCCACCACCCAACCCACCACCACCCAUCCUACUAGCUCCAUCCUCACAUCAAACCUCCUGCCUCUGGACCCGAUGGACCCCGGCGCAGUGGUUGAGACUCACAGUGCAGUACCUUAUGCAGUGAUAGGUGGCGUUCUUGCCCUGCUGGUGUUCACCGUCAUCUGUGUCCUCAUUGUCACCAUCUGGUGCUCAGUCCGGCAGAAAGGUUCCUAUCUCACCCAUGAGGCCAGCGGCUUGGACGAACAUGGCGAGGUGCAGGAGGCCUUCCUCAACGGGAACGACGCCAGCCAGGGCAAGAAGGAGUACCUACUGUAGCCCCUCUUUUUGUUAAUCCCCUUCUCUUCUGACCUCAUACCCCUGCCCUGCCCUCCCUCUGCCUCCAACCUUAUAUACAGUAUAUGUAUAAAUAUAUAUACACACACACACAGACACACACACACACACAAGCACUCCGACACAAUUCGCCAUAACAGGCAGCCUUCUGAAAGCGACUGUACUGCACAUAGCCAAUCCAUCACACUCCAUUCCACUCCAUCUCCUCCAUAUACACUCGCAUAACCCAAGAGACAGACCGAGAGACGGAGAGGCUCUCGGCCCCACCAGACGUCAACGACUGUGCCAUAUACAGUACUGUAAGUCCCGGACCGCUGGAGAGAGCGAGAGAGCGGCGACAGAGUGCAGUGAAUGUGGGGCAAAAGCGAAAUGAUCCUGUAAUUAUUUAGAUCGGGGGAAGGAAGAGGGCCACACAAUGAAAAGUGGCCCCGCUCUGCCUCGGCUGUGCUGCCUCCAAAGUGGAAGGGGAAUUAGAGGCAGAUGACUGCUGUAAUUCACCGCCCGGAGAAUAGAAGAAUCUAUUUUACAAAGCCCCGUCUCUAAGCGAAGGAGACGGCAGGAGAGCUGCACGGCGAGCGAGGGAGGGGUGGGAUGUGGGGAAACUUGAGCCGAAGCUACUUUGUCCUCGAUGGUAAAUUACAGAGAUUUUUCAAAUUACAGUCAUAUCUCGUCGGCGGAUCGCAGCUUGUCCGUAAUUCCCCGCCAAAGCCACGAGAAGUAUCUGGACUUUGGUAAUAAACUGAAUGUCUUGUUUAGCUUUUUUUAUGUUCGGAGGCGCUCCAGCUAGUCUUAAAAGAAAGUCGACCUAAAGGGAUAUUUUCCACCCCUUUCAGUACUGGAGUGAAAUAAAAAGGUGGUUUCUUAACAUCCUCUCCGCACACCUGUUACCAUUCCUUCCUUUGUCUCUGUUGCAAUCCCUCUUCCUCUCAGUGUCUAACACCCCUCCCCCCCCCCUUCUCUAUCGUUCCCCUGUUGUUGGCCCCGUAAUAAUGAAAGGAUUAGCGUCGGGCUACGUUCCCAAGAAGGAAGAAAGGAAUAUGACUUGCAGAGGCAUUAAAGGGAAGCUUAAUUAUUUUAGAAUGUCAUUAAGAGGAUAAAAAGGGUUUGAAAAGUCCCAAUAAGAAGAAGAGGAGAGCUAGCAAACAACUGGGACCGAGAGAACAAAACGGGCGUACAUAUCUACAUGCGCACAUUCAUACAUACAGUACACACGUCCACAGAACAAGUAUACAUAUCUCUGGAUUCUUUGUUUGUAUAAAAAAGAACAGUGACAUGAGUUAAAUUAAACUUUUAAGAAUUAAGAAAACUGUUUACUAUCGAAACGCAUUAUGAAGCAACUAUACUAACACAGAAUAUUAGCCUUUAGAGGCGCAAGGCCGAACAAACUACUGUCCAGUGAUCUUUAAAGAAAAUAUUAAAAGGAAAAAAAAAACUUGUCUUUAUGAAAGAACAGAGGUCUUAUUGAUUUUUUAAAAAUAAAUAUUGUUAUUAUUUGAACAAUUCUGAUUGUUGUUACUGUUAUUAUUAUUGCCGUUGUUAUUAUUAUAAUUGUAAAUGUUAAAGAAAUGUACACUUCCCAUGGUUUGUUUUUGGUUUUACUGUAGAAAAAAUAAACUUGCUGUCAUUUUUCACUCUUUUUCCUCUUUACCUUUCCUCUCUUUCCCAGUAUUUCUCUCUUUGUCUCCUGUGCCUAGUUGUCUCUUCUCCUGUCUUUCACACUUGUUUAUUUUAGAGUCCAUGUGUCACUGUUAAUAUAUAUAGCUAACUAUUUCUUUAUAGGGGAAAGAAACAAAGCACGACAAAAUAAAAAAAAGAAUACAAAAAUAAC